Neoarthrinium moseri is the source of this 1521-nucleotide messenger RNA. RefSeq lists its product as uncharacterized. The coding region runs from base 1 to 1521 and encodes 506 amino acids. The transcript is spliced from 4 exons. Gene Ontology annotation, molecular function: oxidoreductase activity; FAD binding. The record is from RefSeq and is a predicted model, not a curated record. Lineage: Eukaryota; Fungi; Ascomycota; Sordariomycetes; Amphisphaeriales; Apiosporaceae.
AUGUAUCAGCACAAGUUUAAGGUUGCAGCCCUACCUGCAUGGGCUGCCAUCGCCACGUGCUUGGUUCCUUGUGUUUCCGGUUUCUGUGCUCGUGCUGAUACACGCCAAGCCAACUACACCGAACUUGCAGAGCAGCUCUCAAGCAGUGCUUUGAUUUAUCUCCCAGGAUCGGACACUUUUGAAGAUGCAGUCGCACGCUGGUCCAAUCUGAGCGUUCCUGUGGCCAACGUCGUUGUUUCUCCGGGCUCUGAGGAGGAUGUUGUCACAACGGUCAAAUUUGCAAACAAAUACCAGGUCCCCUUCCUGGCUACCAAUGGCUUCCAUGGAUCUAUCACCACCUUGGGGAAGAUGAGCUCGGGAAUCGAGAUCUACCUGAACCAGUUAAACAGUGUCGAGAUUUCCGAAGACGGACAAACAGCCAAAAUCGGUGGUGGCAUUCGUUCCAAGAACCUGACAGACGCGCUUUGGGCCGCGAGCAAGCAAACAGUGACUGGUACCUGCGAAUGUGUUAGCUACCUUGGUCCUGGCCUCGGAGGUGGCCAUGGCUGGCUUCAAGGUCACCAUGGUCUUGUUUCUGAUCAAUUUUUGUCCUUCAAUGUCGUUUUGGCCGACGGUAGCUUGGUCACCGUUGAUGAGAGCUCUGACCUCUUCUGGGGUUUGAAGGGCGCAGGACACAACUUUGGUAUUGUAACCUCGGUCACGUCCAAGAUCUAUGACUUGACGAAGCCUAACUACGCCGUGAACACCAUUUUCUUCAGUGGUGACAAAGUCAAGGAGGUUUAUCAACUCGCGAAUGAGUUGUGGAUUACCAAUGGCACCAUGCCUGAAGAUCUCAACAACUGGUCAUACUGGUUCUACGAUCCUACCAUUGAUGCUGACAAGCCUGUCAUUGCUAUGUAUAUCAUUCAAGAAGGGGUUGAUGUCGUUGACUCUGUCCACACCCAGCCGUUCUUGGAUUUGGGUCCCAUCAUGAGUCAACCCCAAAGUGGCACUUAUCUGGAUUUGGGUAAAUGGACAGGCAUAUCUCUAGCGGAUGGCCCCUGCCAGAAGACGGGCAACGCCAACCCGCGCUUCCCCAUCUACCUCAAGCAGUACAACCCAGAGGCUCAAGCCCAGGUAUAUGAGCUCUUCCGUCAAGCUACCACCAACGACUCCACCCCAUUCAGCGGCGCUCUGUUCAUGUUCGAAGGAUACUCCCAGCAGGGGCUCAAGGCACCUGGUGAUGAGGCAUCUGCUUUUGCCUACCGGUCCGAAAACUUGCUUGUCGCCCCAUUGCUCACUUACGCACCCACGGGUCAGGCUGUGGAGCAGGCGGCUUACCAGCUGGGCAAUCAGAUCCGCGAUAUCCUAUACCAGGGUAGCGGUGAGAGCAGCUUGAGCACGUAUGUCAACUAUGCCUAUGGUGACGAGACACCCAAGGCAUGGUACGGCAGCGAGUCGUGGCGCCAGGAUCGUCUGAGCGCCCUCAAGAAGAAAUACGACCCGACUGCUAAGUUCAGCUUCUACGCUCCUAUUGCUUGA